Molecule: messenger RNA, 1188 nt
Organism: Trametes versicolor FP-101664 SS1
Lineage: Eukaryota; Fungi; Basidiomycota; Agaricomycetes; Polyporales; Polyporaceae
Product: glycerol dehydrogenase
Exons: 3
Coding region: 1-1188 (395 amino acids)
Molecular function (GO): oxidoreductase activity, acting on CH-OH group of donors; metal ion binding
Source: RefSeq, a predicted model, not a curated record
AUGCCCAACCCCAACAAGGUCACCGAGCGGCUCUUCCAGUCGCCCUCGAAGUACAUCCAGGGCCCGUACGCGAUCCAAAAUGCCGCGAAGUACCUCGGCAACCUCGGCAAGGCGCCCCUUCUCCUCUGCGAUGACAUCGUCUGGAACAUCGCCGGGAAGGAACUCGUACAAGCCCUCGAAGGCGCGAGCUUCAAGGUAAACCGCGCCAUCUUCGGCGGCGAAGCCUCGCGCGAAGAGAUCGACCGCCUGAGCGCCCUGGGCCGCUCGCACGCCUCCGACUUCGUGAUCGCGCUCGGCGGCGGGAAGACGAUCGACACCGCGAAGACGGUCGCGGACGGGCUCGCGCUGCAGGUCGCGAUCCUGCCCACGACCGCGUCGACGGACGCGCCGUGCUCCGCGCUCUCCGUGCUCUACCGCCCGAGCGGCGAGUUCCACUGCUACACCUUCUUCGACAAGAACCCGAACAUCGUGCUCGUCGACACGACCGUCAUCUCGAAGGCGCCCGCGCGCUUCCUCGCCGCGGGCAUGGGCGACGCGAUCGCGACGAACGUCGAGGCGCGCAGCGUGCGCUUCAGCACGAACUUUGGCGGAGGGCUGCCGACGGAGGUGUCGGCGGCGAUCUGCCAGAAGUGCGAGGAGAUCCUGUUUUCGUACGGGAAGCAGGCGUACGAGGCGAACAAGGCGCACGCGGUGACGCCUGCGCUGGAGGCGGUCAUCGAGGCGAACACGCUGCUCUCCGGCCUUGGCUUCGAGUCGGGUGGGCUCGCGGCCGCGCACGCUAUCCACAACGGAAUGACGGCCAUCGAAGAGCUACACACGCUCUUGCAUGGCGAAAAAGGUCAGCAUGAAACCUGUGAUUCUGUUGCCUACCUUCUCCUGACAACCACCUCCCCAGUCGCAUUCGGCACCAUCUGCCAGCUCAUCCUGGACGGCGCGUCCACAGCUGAGCUGGACCGGUACAUCGAGCUCAUGCUCUCCGUCGACCUCCCCGUCAGCUUCGAGCUACUCGGCAUCCCGAAGGUGAAGGACGAGGAGCUGCGGCGUGUCGCUGAGCUCGCGUGCGCCGAGGGCGAGACGAUCUGGAACCUCGACCGUGUCAUCAACGUCGACCUCGUCUUCGGCGCGAUCAAGGCCGCGGACGCUGCUGGGCGCGACUACAUCAAGAGGACGGGGUUCAAGAAAAACUAG